This is a messenger RNA of Stylonychia lemnae, 3585 nucleotides long. Lineage: Eukaryota; Ciliophora; Spirotrichea; Sporadotrichida; Oxytrichidae. The record is from the annotation of a GenBank genome assembly.
AUGGACAAAUAUGGAUAAAUAGUUGGUACAGAUUUUAUAAGUAAGGUUAGAGUUAACUUUGACACAACUAGCUUAAGUGAGAGACAAAAUCUAUAUCCUCCAAUUAUUGAGGGUUCUAAUAUUUUUGAUGUAAUAGGUGGGGUCGCUGUAAUUUCUGAUAUUAUCGUUGUUGGAACUCCAGGAACAUCAUAUCAGCUUACAUUCUCCACGGAUGGGAUCGAUCUAAGUAAAACAUCAAACAAGGAUGUUAUGAAUAAAGAAGGACUCUCAAACCUGAAUUUUAAUUUAGAUUUCAAUCUCAGAGAAUGCGAGGUUGGAGAGUAGUUUACUGUUGCUGGUAAGUGUUAACUAUGCCAAGGUAGUUAUUCAUUAAUUAAAAUGAGUGAGCCUGGUAGUUGUGAUGUAUGCCCAAAGGAAAAAGCUAAAUGUCUUGGAGGAGCUCAAAUAGGGCCACUUCCUGGCUAUUGGAGAAGAAAUAAUGAAUCUAAGAUUUUUUCUUAAUGCCUAUAUGAAUUAGCUUGCUUAGGAAUGAUUCCUCCGAAUAAUAAUAUUUUAGGAGAGUGUUCAAAAGGAUACCGAGGUGUAUUAUGCGCUGAUUGUGAAAUUGGCUUUUCAAGGGAUAAUGAUUUUCAAUGCUCUUUUUGCCCAAUUCCUUUUUUAAAUUCUCUAAGAUUGCUUGCAAUAUUAACUGCAGUUGUAAUUUUGGUUGUUUUCAUGAUAAGAUCUUCUUUGAAUGGAGCAAUGGAUGCUAAUAAUGUAACUAGUAUCUAUCUGAAAAUACUCUUAAAUCAUUUCUAGCUUAUUUUAGUUACGGCUUCAUUUGAUUUUAGAUGGUCUUAGCAAAUAGUAGAAUUUUUCAGUUCAACUAAAUAAGUAGCUACUGCUUCAACUUAAAUCUUUAGCUUUGAUUGUUUUCUAGAUAAAAGAAGCUCUAAUGAUUAAUCUAGUCAAGGACUAAAUAGGAUAUUCUUUCAGAAACUAAUUAUGAUUGCCUUAUUACCUUUCUUGCUAACAAUUCUUUGCUUUAUUGUGUGGAAUACUUAUAUGAAAAUUCAAAAAAAUUAAGUUGAAAUGAGAGGUAAAAUUCUAUCAAGUUUGGUAAUUUUAUUAUUCCUAGUCCAUCCUAGCUUGGUCACUUAUUCUUUUCAAAAUUUCAAAUGUAAGGAGGUAGAAGGUGAAUAAAGAGUCUAGGAUGAUCUAGAAAUUUAAUGUUGGUCAACUGUUCACAAUGUAUACAGCUACUUCGUUGCUUUACCAAGUAUCAUUGUUUGGGGCUUAGGGAUCCCAUUUUUUGCAUUAAUAAUUCUAAUUAAGAGAAGGAAGUAAUUAAAUUCAUUUGAUAUCAGACAAAGUUAUGGAUUCUUAUACAGAGGCUAUCGAAAAGAUUAUUAUUAUUGGGAAAUAGUAAUAAUGUAUAGAAAAAUCUGCAUUAUUUUCACUGCUGUAUUUAUUAGUAACUUCGGAGUAGUUGCAUAAGCACUUAUCGUAUUCUUUAUUCUUAUCAUAUUUUUACUGAUUAAUUUUAAGAAAUAGCCAUUUAACACACUUGUUCUCAAUGAUUUGGAAACAUUAUCACUAAUUACAUCAAUGGUUACAAUUUACUGUGGACUAUUUUUUAUCUUAAAUAAGCCUUAAGAAUGGAUAGAAGAAAACCCUGAUUAUGCAAGAGGCUCAGUUUCAUUAUCUAUUGGCUUUUAAAGAUUAUUUUUUGCUCUAAUUUUGAUCUCAAAUUUGCUAUUUUUUACCUACUGGUCUCUAAAGAUGUAUGAAGAAGCCAAAGCAAAAUUUAGGGAGAAAUUUACUAAAAUCUAUUUAGCCUUAUGCUUGUGCUUUAAUAAAAAUAAACUAGAAGCCGAAAUUAUAGCCCAAGAUAUUGAGUAACAAAAUAUUAAUUACUAUCAAUAAUUGAGUAGCUAACUUAAGUUAAUAAAAAAGCAAUUUAGAAAUGGAGAACUAAAGUUAAACAAAAAUAACAUAGAAAGACUAUUGAUCAGUCUUAGUUUAGAAUAAAUUAAAAAGUAAGUGAGACCUAGAGAAUAUGAGAGCUUUGAUGCAAAUCAUUUUGAAAGGGAGCAGAAAAGACUUCUUCGUCGUAAAUAUUCAAUUUCUAAGAUAGAGUAGGCCAAACACUCUCUCCAUAGAUAAAAUAAUAAUCAAAAUUUGAAAAAACAAUCAGCUUUAGAACAAAAGUUCGAAUAAAAUGAAGCUGAUUAUUAUGAAGAAAUAACCUAAUAUUAUCGAGAUGAAGAAAGUAGAUUUUAGACAAUCUAGACUGAUGACUCCUAAUUAGAUAUAAACUUUGAAAUAAAUUCCUAAAAGGCAAGAAGAAAAACCUUGAGUUAAAGUUAGCGUGGGCUAUCCUUUAAUUUCAAGUAAAAUAGAGAUAAUUAAAUUGAAAAAGGCUUUAGAUAUAACAGAUUUAAGAAAGAUAAAAUAGACACAAUAUUAAUGUCACAAUAAAAUGUAAGAUUGCCGUAAUCAAACUUAUCCAAUUAAGUUGAUACUUCAUCUUCGAACAAAUAGUCUCAAUAUAAUAAAUCUCUCACAAAAGUAGAAAACAAGGUCUAAAACAACAAUUUUCUGCGUAUUAGAAGAGAGCUUCCUGAAAUGCUUUUAAAGGCAACAACUCAAAAUUAGAAUCAAAGCAAAAAUUUACAAUAUUCACCAGCUAACAUGAUAAAUUAAUUACCCUAUCAAUUUCAAUCUUCAAACUAAAGCUAGUUAGAGUCAUUAUAAGAAAGUGUUAGCUAAAUUGAUUAAAAUUCUAGUAUAUAUGAAGAAAUCUUAGAAGAAGAUUAAUCUUAAUAAACUGAAGAAUUCAUUAAAAUUGCUAAUGAAUACAAUUCUAAGAAAAAAUCUAACUUUAUUUAAGUUUCAAAAAGAUAGACUUAAAAAGGCAAGUUUGGUGUGAAAAGGAAUAAGCAUUAAAUGAUGUUAGACUCAAAAGUGAAUAGAGAUUCUUAAGGAUUUCCAGAAAAUUUGAGGACUAGUAGACAAAUGCAAAAUAAGGCAUAAUCAGAGUAUUAAGAAUAGUAAUUAAGCAUUGAAUUCAUUAAAGAUGAAGAUGAAUUAUCAGAAAAUCCCUAUUCUAAUAAUUAGAAUAUAAUAUAAGAGAAGAUUCAAACUGAAUAAUAAGAAUAAGAAAUAGCUGAAAUUUCCAAUUCAGUUGUUGAUAAAAUUGAUUAUGAAUAAGAAGAAAUUAAAUAUGACGAUAAUAAUAUCAUAAUAUUUUCGAAUCGAGAAGAAUAAAUCUAACUGCAUAAAACUAAGGCAUUUUAACCAACAAAGUCUUUUAUUAUAAAACAAAAUAAACUCUAAACAUAAAAUAAAUUAACUGAAUUAACAAAAUCUAAUAAAGAGAGCAACACUAAAUAAGAAUUAAACAUCAUUCAAGAUGAAAAUGAUUGUUAGGAGGAUCUUAAUGAAAUGGUUUUAGAACUAUUAGAUUACACCUAUAAUUCAGAAAAGACAUUUGAAAACAAUAAAAACUUUGAAUAAAGUUAAAAUUUUUCUUCGUUUGGCUGUAAUGAUAUUGAUGAUUCUUAAAAGUUAUUAUCUACUCAGAAGAUGGAGACAAAAAAUUGA